Anguilla rostrata (American eel) is the source of this 5379-nucleotide messenger RNA. RefSeq names its product cilia and flagella associated protein 418 (gene cfap418). Bases 70 to 681 code for a protein of 203 amino acids. The record is from RefSeq and is a predicted model, not a curated record. Lineage: Eukaryota; Metazoa; Chordata; Actinopteri; Anguilliformes; Anguillidae. The transcript has 6 exons. Gene Ontology annotation, cellular component: cytosol.
GUGUACGUGGGUUCCUAGCAACUAGCAGGGUAGUGUUGCUAUCAUAGCAACAACAAAGGCCCAUACAGCAUGGCGGAUGAUUUGGAUGCAUUGCUGGAUGAGGUGGAAUCAAAGUUCUGCCGCAAUGUUUCAGUGAUUUCGCCGUCUCCUUCCGAUAUUAAAGAGACCAAAAGAAAAACAGAGGGGAAAAGCCGAACGCAAUGUUCUACAAACCAAGUGCCACGUAAAAGCUUUGACGAGGAUGACAUUGAUUCUCUUCUGGAGGAUAUACUUGAUGAUGGUGACUCCCUCAACUUAGAUAUGCCCAAAGCAACAAAGAAUGACUGUACGAGUUCACUGUCACAGCCAGCAAGUAGAAGAUGUUGUCCAGUUUUUUUGGGGGGAAGCUCUGUAGCAACUGGUGUUGGAACGAGUACUUCACAAAGGGCUUGCAGUCAGCUGAGAUGCACUUCCUGUGACUUCCGUGUGAUGUCAUUUGACGAUCAUGAAUGGGACUCUUCUUGCGAUUACCUGUUUUUCAGGAACAACAUGCCCGACCGUCAGAAGCUACAGGCCAAGCUAAAGAGGAAGAGGACCUCGCGAGCAUACGCCUGCCAGUGCAGCUGGCGCUCCACACUCAUCCUCACGGACCUGAGGGACCAGCCCGAUCUCAAGUGGGUCUGCGGGAAGCACAAGUCUUAAGGGUUCACCACAGUGUUUGGGGGUAUCAUGCUGGGAUUUUUUCAAAAUAACGUUUAACUGCUGAUCUCCUUUGUGUAUAUGACAUUAAUAUAAGCAGCAAAAACAAACAGAGUUUGCACGCCACCACAAUGCUCCCAUAAUAAGUACAAAAGCAUGGACAGUGAUUCCGUUCACAAGGGUCUUUGUCAAGAACUUGAAUCAAACCUUCGUCCGUGCUCACGUGCAAAUGGACUUUUCACAGGAGCAUCACGGGAGUGUGUGGCCUGUUUCUGUAUGUUCUUCAUGCUCUGUCCUUAGUCCUGACCCUGUGGCACAGUCGAAAGUGUGUGUGUCACGUGUUGUGUUAUGUUGCAUCAAAAAUCAUGUCAGACGUUGAUAAAACACCUUGACACAUGUUUUUGUAUUGGCAUAUAUACAGGGUCAGUUCCAGAUUUCUUACUCGGUUGCCUUGCUACACGAGCACUGCUGCUGUAAAGGCAGUGUGGCGCAGAUGGCAGUGAAUCUGAAGUAUGAAUCAUUGGUCAGGGCUGGAGCAGGCUUGCAGUAGCUCUGCUAAUGCAGUGAGUGAAUGCUAGCUGUUGUAUUGGGGGCCCUUCUGACAGGCCAGGGUCAUUGUGACCGCCUGUUAUUUUCGAUGGGACGCUUGCCACUGAGAAUCUUGAAACAAACCACAAGUUCACGUGGUCACACUGCGACCAACUUUUCACCACAUGGGCGCUUGACAUAGUAAUGCAUAACCACAAGGGCUAUAGUGUUCUCCAUUGGUGUUUUGGUGAUCAGCUGCUGGUGAUAUCUUGCUGGUAAUAUCGCCCUAGAAAGGACUGGACAUAGCAACUGCCUAUCUGCCUCUGAUAAAUAGCUAACCUAUUUCAGAAGCAAAUGACCACGACCAAUGAGAAUGGUCCCUUAGUUGGGACCCUGACAAUCCUGUAACUGCUUUCCAAAACACUGACCUAUAGAUUCAGUCAAAUGCACCAUUUUAAAGGCGUAUGCAGUUUAAUCAAAUCAAACUGAAGUUUUUUUUUUGGCUCAAGGAAGUUGAUCAUGAUCAUAGACUGAAAUCUCAAGAAGAGAAACUAAAAAGAGGAAAAGGCGCUGCCUGAGGACUGUGGUGCUCAGGUUGGAGGCAUGGGAGCUUGCCUGCUUUAAAGAAUCUGUUUGUCUCCAACUUUACAAUUCUCCCUGUUUUAGGACAUAACAAAAGAAGUUUUGAAAAAUAAGUGAAUGGAGGAUUAUCAUCACAGUUGAGCUGUGCGACAUGUAAGGAAUAAGAUGAUUGAUUUUCUUUUCCUACUCUUGUCUUUAAUAUUUGAGGUAUGCAGAGUAUAGAAAAUAGUGGGAUUUGGUAUUUGUGGGACAACCGGGAAAACAUUCCACUUUUGACUUAAUGGUCUUGUGAUGAGAACACUGCUCCUAGCGUCAUAGCUUUGACUCGUUAUUGAAUGCCGAUCACCACAAUGACCUCUUUGAGCUGUGAAGAAAAACACUUUAAUCGUGAGACAAAUGUGUGAAUCCUGACACCUUGAAUUGAUGUUGUCAUAUAAAAUCACAUGAUACUUUUGACCCAUUACCUGCUGUUGACUGAUCUAACAGACAUAUGACUGAAUUCUUAGCUGAAAGAAAGUUAUUUUAAUACUGUGACAGACUGGUUGAGUGAUGUAAAGGGCCUGUCUUUUAUUUGGGUCACAAAGCUAAAGGCCAGUUCAGGUUAAAUCUUCAACAGUGAACAAGAAGGUUGUAAAAUGUUUUCAGAAGAAAUUGUAUAGAGCGUGAACUAUCCAGUUUUAGAAUGUCUGAUGUACCUUCUGAGAUUGAACAUGUGACAGUUUGAAUCCAGGGGUAAAAUUAAAAUGAGCUGAUCAGCUGAACCAACUUUUAGCUCCUUGUUGCAGAAAGAAUAAUGUAAUUUUUUACCCAUGUAUUACAGUUUUUUAUGAUUGCUUUGACUCAUUUUGCACAACAGAGUUUCAGUGUGCAAACCUCUUAACACAGAAUGCUAUACUGCUCAAUUUGGGUUCAAAAUGUAAUAUAGCAUACAAAAUAAAAAUACCAGUGUCAAAUCAGAGAAUAUUAUAUGCAAAAGUUUAUCACAGCACCAGAACAUUAGAUAUUUAAAACAAUGAAGUUAAAUCAUUGCUGCAUUUUCAAUAUACAACAGUCAUCAUCAAAUAAUGCUGCCAAACACUAAAUCCUUCUGAUCAAAAGUGUUCUUUGGUCAUAAUGCAAAAUGCUAUACUCCUAAUCUUGGGCUCAAAAUUAUAUAUAGCAUGCACAAUAGAAACAACUGAACCAAAUUAGAUUGUAUUUCAUGCUAACGUUUAUCAUAGUGUCAGAAGAGUUCAUCGUUGAAGUUUAAUUAUUGGUGCAUUUUCAAAUACAAUGGCCAUUAUCAAAUAAUUCGGUCAAACACAAAAUACUUGUUAGCAAAAAAGACUUGUCCUCAUAAGUACUUGAAAUUAUGUACAGCAAGCAUCCCCUGUGAUAGACUGCAGUAUAGCGCUUGUGUUUUUAUGAAAGACAAACAAAAUAUUAGAUUAGAUUAUAUGAAGUUUAAACAUUAAAGAAAAAUCAUACAGUAAUGCUGUACUGUAAACUCAACUGUAUUGUACAGUAAAAACAAAAACAACAGUAAAGCAACAGUGCUUAAGCAGCAUUUUGCCUGUCCGCUGCGUUUGGCCACAGAAUUUCGUCGACGUCGCAUCUGAUGUCCUCGUUGGCAAGACAGCGCAGGUGAAAUCUUUUAGAGUGUCUUAUCCACCCCUGGCACUGCUGGGCUGUAAUUUCAUCGCAUGCCUCAUCCAUGGCCUGAAGGAGCGUUGCCUGCUCAUAUGGACGCCUAUCAUAUACCUUCCACCUCCAGGCUGAGAAAAACUCCUCGAUGGGGUUCAGAAAGGGGGAGUAAGGUGGACACAACUGCUCUUCUGCCUCCCUGGCCACGACCGCGACCCCGUCCAUGACCACGAUCCUGUUCUUCGUUACCAACCUCAACCUCACCGACCUGCUCUAUGCUGUCAGAAACAUUCAGGUUUCUAAGCAGCCUUUUAUGUAGUGGUGAAGAGAUUAUCAAUUGUGUUACAAUGCUACUCACCUGGGCAAGGUUGUUGGAAGUACUGAGACAUGACUACAAACACCUGUUGAAUUGAUUUAGUGAUCUGCAUUUGUAGCAAUAAGCAUUUGAACAUUGUUGUAAUAUUAGGUGGCUGUAUUCUGAGAAUGGAGCAUAUGAUUUUGAGUUUGGCACUUUCCGUUAACAGUUUUGCAUUUUGUAUGUCAGCAUAGGAUGCAGUGUCUUAAGGUAAGAAUUCUGCAAGUCAGUUUAGCACCUUGCGUUAACAGUUUUGCACUUUGUAUGUCAGCAUAGGAUGCAGUGUCGUAAGGUAAGAAUUCUGCAAGUCAGUUUAGCACCUUGCGUUAACAGUUUUACACUUCGUAUGUCAGCAUAGGAUGUAGUGUCUUGGAGUAUGAAUUUUGAAAGUCAGUUUGGCACUUUGCAUUUUGAGUUUUGUACAUUGAAAUUCUGCUGUGCUAAAUGAGUCAAAGCAAUCGUAAAAAAAACUAAUUUGUAACUGCAUAGCCUUAGAAACAUAAAUGUUUUUUUUUGUCUUUUUUUUCAAAAAUGGCUAUUCCCAUCUUGUGUAAUCUCACAGAUUUGAUCUGAACUGGGCUCCAGUAAAGGAGUCUGUUCACUCCUUAUUUACAUUGUUUUGGUGAAAUUCUAAGUCUGGUAGCACAGUUUUCCUUUAGUCUGCUUGGAGAUCCUCAGGUGAAAUGCGCCACAUGGAGUGAGUGCAGGCUUUUUUCUAUCAAUGACCCAGUCAAACUUGUGAUUGGUAACACUACACGAACGUUACAGUAAUUACAGUGAAUUACUGCAUUAAUUACAAUUCACAGUUUAGCAGGUACUUUUAACCAAUGCAACUUACAACUUAGUAAGAAAACACCUUAAGGUUACAUAGAAGAGCCACUGUCAUAUGUGCUUGUCUCAAGACCUGUGAGAUAAAGGGAGAUGGGGGCUAUUUAGGAGGAUGAGGACGGGGUUGAGUGACAGCUCAUGCUGAGUGAAGAGCCUCUGUGACUAUGUGGAGAGCACUCUCAGUGGAGAGCAGUAUUCAACAUGAAACCUGAUUGGUUGAGGUUGAGGAGGAUUAAUGGGGAGACAGUUUGUUGCAGACUCCACAAACAAGUUUUAUCAUCAGUGUAACUAUUGCAAGGUGUUACUGUUAAAUACAGAAAGAGUCCAAACAAUGAGUCUCUUGUAUGAAGGAGAUCAAUCACUUGCACCUGGUUAUACGGUGUUUGCAGGCAGUGGAUGGAGGUUCUAUAAACAAUGCUUUACGCUGUAAAUUUCCCACAGUAAAAUGCAAAGGCGGGAAAGGCAUAAGAUACUUGUAUUCUAAUAUUUAUAUUCCAUUCGUUUUUCACAAAUAAUUAUUUUAACUGGUGACAUGAUUACCAACCCUUCAGUAAGAAUGGGUCAGUAUUUACUGACAAAAAUAUGUAAAGUAUCAUUUAAAUGUACUUGUAAAUUUGUAUAUGUUUGAUAGGAAUUAAUAUCUGAUAGCUGUGAAUAAACAUAUCAGGAUGGACACCAAAAUAGUUUGAAAUGUACAAAAUAUAUUUCUUUACAGUAUGAACACAUUUUUGUUCAGGUUAUCAUGUACAAAUUAUGUAAAAUCAAAUAAAAGUUUUUUGUCAUGA